UAAGGGAAAAAGAACAGUAUACACUUGGGGGAGUUUCAGGUUAAAGACAGAAACUAAAAUGGGUGUUUCUCUUGAUCUUUCCUCACCAGCAUUUUCAGGAGUCUUUCUGUUCACAUUGAUGACUUUUUGUCUCAUUCCUGAGCUCACAAUUGCAGGCAUUACCAGACACUACAAGUUUGAUGUCAAACUACAAAAUGUAACACGACUGUGCCACACAAAAAGCAUGGUAACAAUAAAUGGGCAGUUUCCUGGGCCUCGCAUUGUGGCUAGAGAGGGUGACCAGCUUCUUAUCAAAGUGGUUAACCAUGUCCAGAACAACAUCACCAUCCAUUGGCAUGGGAUUCGACAGCUUCAAACAGGGUGGGCCGAUGGACCUGCAUAUGUGACUCAAUGUCCCAUACAAAAUGGCCACAGCUAUGUGUAUAACUUCACCAUUGUUGGCCAGAGAGGUACCCUUUUCUGGCAUGCCCAUAUAUCAUGGCUAAGGUCAACUGUCUAUGGCCCUCUCAUCAUUCUUCCCAAGCGUGGUGUUCCUUACCCAUUUGCCCAACCCUACAAGGAAGUUCCCAUUAUCUUUGGGGAGUGGUGGAAUGCAGAUCCUGAGGCAGUGAUUAACCAAGCCAUGCAAACAGGAGGUGGCCCAAAUGUCUCUGACGCCUAUACUAUCAAUGGACUUCCAGGGCCACUAUAUAACUGCUCUGCUAGAGAUGCAUUCAAAUUGAAGGUGAAGCCCGGAAAGACUUAUCUUCUUCGGUUAAUCAAUGCGGCACUCAAUGACGAGCUCUUUUUCAGCAUUGCAAACCAUACCCUCACAGUUGUUGAAGCUGAUGCUGUUUAUGUUAAACCUUUUGAGACAGACACACUUCUCAUAGCCCCGGGACAGACCACAAAUGUUCUUUUAAAGACCAAACCCCACUUCCCAAACGCCACAUUCUUCAUGACUGCUAGACCAUAUGUUACAGGUCUGGGAACCUUCGACAAUUCCACUGUUGCUGGCAUCUUACAAUACGAAUUUUCAUCCAAAACUCUCUCAACCCCCUCAAUUAAAAAGCUUCCACUCUUCAAACCAAUUCUCCCUCCAUUGAAUGACACUUCCUUUGCUACCAAUUUCACAAACAAACUCCGUAGCUUAGCAAGUGAUCGGUUCCCAGCUAAUGUCCCCCAAAAAGUAGAUAAGCGUUUUUUCUUCACAAUAGGACUUGGAACAACCCCUUGCCAGCAAAACCAGACUUGUCAGGGUCCUAAUGGAACAAGGUUUGCAGCUUCUGUUAAUAAUGUAUCUUUUGCACUCCCAACCACUGCCCUCCUCCAAGCCCACUUCUUCGGGCAGUCGAAUGGAGUCUAUCGUCCUGACUUUCCGAGCAGUCCCAUUUUCCCAUUCAACUAUACCGGCAAUCCACCUAACAACACCAUGGUGAGCAAUGGGACAAAGCUAGUAGUUCUGCCUUUUAACACUAGUGUGGAGCUUAUCAUGCAGGAUACGAGUAUUCUUGGUGCUGAAAGCCACCCUCUUCAUCUCCAUGGCUUUAAUUUCUUUGUUGUUGGGCAAGGUUUUGGGAACUUUGAUCUAAAUAAGGACCCUGCAAACUUCAAUCUUGUGGACCCUGUUGAAAGAAACACUGUAGGUGUGCCUUCAGGGGGUUGGGUUGCUAUCCGGUUUCAGGCAGAUAACCCAGGUGUAUGGUUCAUGCAUUGCCACCUAGAGAUCCACACGAGCUGGGGUUUGAAGAUGGGUUGGUUAGUCUUGGAUGGUAAACUCCCAAAUCAGAAGCUGCUUCCUCCUCCGGCAGAUCUUCCCAAGUGUUGACCUUCGGCUUACUUCUGGAUUCACUGCAACUAGAAAUUGCCCCCACUACUUUUUUCAACCCUUUUUAGAUUUUUGACCCCUCCAUCAUUUCGAUAUUGGCAGAUUGUUCUUCAAUAAUUAUUUUGUUCGUCCAUGUGGAGCUAAGGAUAGAAACAGUGGCCAUUUUUUUCUCUGUUUUUUUUUUUUUUUUUCCUUUUUGACAUUUACAUCUCAAAUGUUAAUGCGAGAAGCCUCAAUAAUAUCAUCAGCCAUUG
Juglans regia (Persian walnut) is the source of this 2061-nucleotide messenger RNA. RefSeq names its product laccase-17-like. The transcript is spliced from 6 exons. Gene Ontology annotation, cellular component: apoplast. Gene Ontology annotation, biological process: lignin catabolic process. Gene Ontology annotation, molecular function: hydroquinone:oxygen oxidoreductase activity; copper ion binding. Bases 59 to 1807 code for a protein of 582 amino acids. NCBI's taxonomy places the organism in Eukaryota, Viridiplantae, Streptophyta, Magnoliopsida, Fagales, Juglandaceae. The record is from RefSeq and is a predicted model, not a curated record.